AAAAACUAGAUAAAUAGCAAUGGUCAGUGGUGGUCAGUGGUCGUUGUGGCCUCUAUCGAUUUCCACACAAAAACUUUACUGUUUAGUAAUAGAAAAGAACUUGAGAAAGGCAGCCAAAAGAAUGUACGAUCUGACGGGUAAGCAUGUCUGCUAUGUGGCUGACUGCGGUGGUAUUGCACUGGAGACCAGCAAGGUUCUCAUGACCAAGAAUAUAGCGAAACUGGCCAUCCUUCAGAGCGUGGAGAACCCCCCGGCCAUCGCUCAGUUACAAUCGAUUAAGCACAGCACACAGAUCUUCUUCUGGACCUUCGAUGUGACCAUGGCCCGCGAGGAGAUGAAGAAGUACUUCGAUGAGGUCAUGGUCCAGAUGGACUACAUCGAUGUGCUGAUCAAUGGGGCCACCCUGUGCGAUGAGCGGAACAUUGAUGCCACCAUCAAUACGAAUCUGACCGGCAUGAUGAACACCGUGGCCACUGUGCUGCCCUAUAUGGACCGAAAGAUGGGCGGUUCGGGUGGACUGAUUGUGAAUGUCACCUCCGUCAUAGGACUGGAUCCAUCGCCAGUCUUUUGUGCGUACAGUGCCUCAAAGUUUGGUGUGAUUGGGUUCACCAGAAGUCUAGCGGAUCCCCUGUAUUACACCCAAAAUGGUGUGGCUGUCAUGGCCGUCUGCUGCGGUCCCACCAAAGUGUUUGUCGAUCGGGAACUGACUGCUUUCCUGGAAUACGGCCAGUCCUUUGCCGAUCGCCUGCGUCGUGCCCCCUGCCAAUCGACGGCCGUCUGCGGCCAGAAUAUAGUAAAUGCCAUCGAGAGAUCGGAGAACGGACAGAUCUGGAUUGCCGACAAGGGCGGCCUGGAGUCGGUGUGCCUCCACUGGUAUUGGCAUAUGGCCGAUCAGUUUGUGAACUAUAUGCAGAGCACUGACGAUGAGGAUCAGGAGUUUUUUUUGGGGCAGCGAUAAUGCAUGUCUUGAUCCACGGAAUAAAACAUCAAAUGUGUCACAAAAA
This is a messenger RNA of Drosophila miranda, 1004 nucleotides long. Its product is annotated as alcohol dehydrogenase-related 31 kDa protein. Lineage: Eukaryota; Metazoa; Arthropoda; Insecta; Diptera; Drosophilidae. Bases 20 to 958 code for a protein of 312 amino acids. The record is from RefSeq and is a predicted model, not a curated record. The transcript is spliced from 3 exons. Gene Ontology annotation, molecular function: oxidoreductase activity, acting on the CH-OH group of donors, NAD or NADP as acceptor. Gene Ontology annotation, cellular component: cytoplasm.